Molecule: messenger RNA, 1736 nt
Organism: Tribolium castaneum (red flour beetle)
Lineage: Eukaryota; Metazoa; Arthropoda; Insecta; Coleoptera; Tenebrionidae
Product: putative inorganic phosphate cotransporter
Exons: 6
Coding region: 225-1652 (475 amino acids)
Biological process (GO): transmembrane transport; monoatomic anion transport
Cellular component (GO): membrane
Molecular function (GO): transmembrane transporter activity
Source: RefSeq, a predicted model, not a curated record
UUGGCCCUUCUGCUUUAGUUGUAAUGCAUUAGAAAAUUCUUUUUUUCGAAAAACUAAUUUUCAAAAGCGAAUUUUUCUGAUUGUAUUUUGGAUAAGAUCAAGUGAAGUACUCCUGGAAACAAAGUUAGAAAUCAUGCAAAUUCUUCAUUUGUGGCGAUUAGAUAAUCUCUGUCCAUCUGUAAUAAAAGAAAGAACUUGAGAUAAGUCCCCGCAAUUGCCGCAAAAUGUCAGCCACGAAACUUCCAAUUGAAAAUGCCAAACCCACACCAAAGCAUUUCUUUGGCGUACGACACGUCCAAAUCGGGUUGAUGUUCUUCUCGAUUAUAAUUUUUUACGCACAGAGGACGUCCAUGUCCGUUGCUAUCAUCGCAAUGACCGACGAGACGCCCCCAAGCCCUAACAUACCCACGUACCCAAAAUGGGACAAUACUGACAUAAUUUUGUCGUCAUUUUUCUGGGGGUACAUUGUCCCACAAGUCGGUGCCGGCCAACUGGGCGAAUAUUUCGGCCCCAAAUGGUUCCUCUUCACCACCAUGACCAUUGGUUCCAUUUUCAAUAUUUUGGUACCAACAAUGGCCGAAGUUAUGGGACCCACUGGGGUUAUAAUAUGUCGGGUGGUGCAAGGCUUGAACCAAGGUUUUCUCUACCCAUCCACAAACAAUUUGAUUAGUAAAUGGACCCCAUUGUACGAACGGUCACGAGUUUCAAGUUUUGUGUUCGGUGGUUCAAAUGUUGGUAUUAUCUUGUCUAUGAUUUUUACGGGGGCCCUUUCGGGCUCUAGCUGGGGUUGGCCUUCAGCGUUUUACAUUUAUGGGGCUGUUGGUAUUUUAUGGGCCAUUAUUUUCGUAAUUUUCGUGGCCAAUUCCCCAGCGCUUCACCCAAGUAUUUCAGAUGAGGAAAGAGAAUACAUCGAAAGUAACAAUUCGUGUGAUAGUGGUGAAAAAAAGAAAGUACCAACACCUUGGAAACUAAUCGCAAGGUCGCUCCCAGUUUGGGCCGUUUUGGUCACGUCCUGUGGGAACAGCUGGGGUGGUUUCACCCUCCUGACGGAAAUUCCCAGCUACAUGAGCAACAUCAUGGGCUUUGAUAUCAAUUCAAAUAGUCAACUAUCGGCCCUCCCGUACCUUGCCAUGUUCAUAGUGGCCAUGGGCAGUGCCCCAAUUGCCGACAAAUUAAUUUCGAAUAAAAUUCUCACGAUUGGAACAACUCGAAAAAUUUUCAAUUCUAUGGGUUGUCUAAUCCCAGCAGCUGCCUUAUUCAGCCUUGGUCUGGUCGACAGUUCGCAGAAAGACUUAGGAACAGUUUUGCUAGUUAUUGCUGUUGGUGCUUGUGGUUUUGUCUAUUCUGGAGCUUUGGUUAAUUUGGUAGACUUGGCCCCAAACCAUGCUGGUACUUUGUUGGGUAUUACCAACGGUACGUCCACGAUUUUUUCGAUUUUGGGGCCUUUAUCAGUCCAGUUCCUCGGAAGUGAUAAGAAAGACCCGAUUUUGUGGAGGAAGGUGUUUUGGCUAACUGCUGGGAUUUACGUCGGUUGUGGUUUGUUCUACGCCAUAUUUUGUUCAGGGGAGUUGCAAGAGUGGAAUGGGGAGGAAGACAAAGUGGACAGGAAAAAAUCUGAAAGUAGUACAAAUAAAGAAAAAAGCCCUGUUUAGUUUUUAUCACAGUGAUAAAGUUAAGAACAAGUGACAUUAUAGUAAUGUUUUAUUUAUUUUUUGUAAUAAAAUAAUACAAAAUCA